UGCUUCUGGCUUUCUCCAGAGAGAUGCCAGGCAUCCCGGGGAGGAGGUAUCCUGCGGUGGGUAGAACCCCAGGUGGUGGCUGGGCUCCCAGGUGACGUUGACCCAGUAGGGACGUCUGGGCUGCGGGAAACCUCUAAGCCGGUGCCCAGCUCGGGACGCCACUUCCGUUCUAAUAUAAGGUGAGGAAGUCUGUCGGAUCUGAGCGGGAGUCCGGGAGAGGCUCCUCCUACCCCUCGCCCUAGGGAGGAAAGGCAAAUUGGGAACGGGGACCAGGGAACGACGUCAGGGGCACCCCUUGCGGGGUGCGAGCCUCCGCUCUCAGCGCUGCCCCUCGGACCUGCAGACGUGGGCGGAGCGAGAGCAGCGCGAGUCCUUUCUCCCUAAGCGCCCUCUGCAGUGUAACACCCCUCCUUCCUUCGCCUUCCUUGGGCUCUUUCUCCUCUGCUCACCCGAGACCUCUUUCCUCCUGCUCGAAUCGCCUUUGUAGUGUCUCCCGCUCCUCUCCCUCCCCCCGCCCCCGCUGCCCCUUUCACUCAUGUCUUAUCAACUCUCUUUUUUUUUCUCCCUGGCGUUUUCUUCCUUUCUCGUAAAUUUUGCCGCCUGCGAGCAGCCGGAUUGCCUCAUUAAAAUCGAGCACUUUACCUUUAAACCCAUAUACGGCUGCGCCUCACUUGCCAAGGAAACCUUCGCCAAGCAAACUAAUGCUACGCUCUCCCUCAGGUGCUCAGGCUACUCCGGAAUUCAGAUAAAUAAUACUCAGACAAUGAAGAAAAGAAGGAAAAGAGAAGUCAAAACAGAUAAAUGCCUAGAACAAGUCUCAUAUUUGAUAGAACUGUGGAGACGUUUCAGCCGCAUUUCAUAGAAACAAAGUAAACCUUCGGUAAAGUCACAUUUCACAGCAACAAAGUUAAUCAUCUUUAUUAGGUAGAUGGAACUGUUAACUCUAACUGUGACAUUUAAAAGACCACUAAUAGUUUUUUUUAAUUAUAAAAGGGUUUCUUAGCUUAUUUUUAUAAGCUUUUAUUGUUUAACGUAGGUUUAUAAUAUGGGGGAAGUACUGUCCUUCAGAUGUCGGAGGAGACUUUUUUUUAGCAUUCAUGCCUGAACCACUGAAUUUGUGGCAGUAAUUCUCAGCUGGAACUACAUGAGCCCUGCUCAAAGAAAGGAUCUAAAAGUGUAGUAGAAGGAGAACUUUUUCAAGGAAAAAAGUUGAACACUAUAGCAUGUAAACCUCUGUUUAAAAGGGAGACAUUUCUUCCAUGUGUACUGACACUUCUUGUCUUUUUAUACCAAAAAUUUACAAAAGAAGAGAAUUAAAGAAAAAAGUGCACAAAAGUUGUACAUAUAAUGAAGCAAUUUGAAAUAAUUUCCAAGCAAAAUAUUGUGAAAGUAUUCUAAGCCAAAUUUUAAAAAUUAUCUAACAGACAAGAGCGGUGCGUGCAAGCCAAUCCCGAAGAAGUGCCUUUGUUAGAGUUUAAAUAUAUAUAUUUUUUAAAUUUAUGGAAUGUAUCUUUAAUUUAUUUUGUAAGCAGUUUUUUAAAUGUACAUAUUACUUUGUUAAUGACACUAUAUUUUUCUUAAUAAAAUAAUUCUCAAAUUCA
This is a messenger RNA of Orcinus orca (killer whale), 1601 nucleotides long. RefSeq names its product thymic stromal lymphopoietin (gene TSLP). The coding region runs from base 536 to 862 and encodes 108 amino acids. The record is from RefSeq and is a predicted model, not a curated record. Gene Ontology annotation, molecular function: cytokine activity. Lineage: Eukaryota; Metazoa; Chordata; Mammalia; Artiodactyla; Delphinidae. The transcript is spliced from 2 exons.